This is a messenger RNA of Halteromyces radiatus, 741 nucleotides long. RefSeq lists its product as uncharacterized. The transcript is spliced from 2 exons. The record is from RefSeq and is a predicted model, not a curated record. The annotation marks the transcript as partial. NCBI's taxonomy places the organism in Eukaryota, Fungi, Mucoromycota, Mucoromycetes, Mucorales, Cunninghamellaceae.
UUUGAUGACGAAAAUCAGUUACCAACACCCGAAGAAUUCAAGGCCAUUGUGGAUGAUUAUCUUAAUAAUCUUAGCCCCAAGAAAAGAGACAAGGCGUUAGUGGAUGAACAUCGUUACUAUUUGAUUCAACAAGUACUCAGGGAUCCAAGGAACACUGCCAUCUCCACUGCUCAAUUUCGGUUUUGGGUCAAGAAAAUGUUCCAACUACAAUUAGGUACGGUAGAUAUUAUUUGUCAUGACAACAAGCCAGUUGCCAUCAAGGAACAAAUAUAUGAUAUCUUAGUUAGGGCUCAUAGGGAUGCUCAUCAUGGUGGUAGAGAUAAGACUUCUGCAUUGGUUCGAAGGAAGUUUUCAUGGAUCCCAAAGGAAUUAGUAGCCCGAUUUGUGAGGCAUUGUCCUUUUUGUAUCACAAGAAGAAAUGGAGGUCAAAGCCCAAACACAAUGAAAGCCAAUUCACCUCGACAUCAUCAUCAUCACCACCAUCAUCAUCCUUAUGCAACUCCCAAUGGUAUCACAUCAUCACAACAACGACAUUAUAGUUUUGAUCAUCAUGCUCCUUCUAUCAUCUGUACACCAUCCAUCAAAGAAGAUAAUAGUGAUUUAUCUGCUUCAUCUGGUCCACCUUCUGCUGACAAUGGUUAUGAUGCCUCUCCAAAUUAUGUUGCUAUGUCUUACACUACUCAUUCUCCAAGACGUCCAUCCUAUUUCCAAUAUGAUCGUGAUGAGGAAGAAUUUUUAAAU